Messenger RNA from Benincasa hispida (wax gourd), 1284 nucleotides. RefSeq names its product Cysteine proteinases superfamily protein. NCBI's taxonomy places the organism in Eukaryota, Viridiplantae, Streptophyta, Magnoliopsida, Cucurbitales, Cucurbitaceae. The record is from RefSeq and is a predicted model, not a curated record. Gene Ontology annotation, biological process: proteolysis. Gene Ontology annotation, molecular function: cysteine-type peptidase activity.
UAAUCGAGUUCAUAAAAAGUUCACUACGGAUUACGAAUUACGACAUGUCGUUUCACCAUAGGAACGAUUCAGAUUCCCUGGCAUUCAAACUUAGCACAGCCCGGCAGCGAACGCUUCAUCUUCUUCGACCGAGAAAAAGGAUCGGCAGAGUUUUGAAAAGCAUCGCAAUCAAUGGGUAAGCGAAAGCGUCAACAACCGGUAAUAAUUAUUGACAUCGAUCACACGACUACAGGGCAUGGUAGCAGGAAUGAGUUAGAAGAAUCUGAGAAUGUUAAAAAUUUUCAGCUUGUAUCCCCCUCCAUGUCAGGCACCAGUCCUGUUCGUCGACGCAAGCGAACAAGGAAAGUUGGAUGCAACAGUGCAAUUCCUGUUCAAAAAAGGAAGCUCGACUCUGGAGCUUUUGAAUAUUGUUUUCAGAAUUUAUGGAGGAGCUCUCCAGAAGAGAAGAAGAUUCAUUUUACAUACCUUGACUGCUUAUGGUUUAGCUUGUACUUGAAAGCAUCCCACAGAAGAAAGGUCCUGAAAUGGAUCAAGGACAAACAAAUAUUUUCAAAGAAAUAUGUCUUUGUUCCUAUUGUUUGCUGGAGCCACUGGAGCCUCCUGAUAUUUUGCCACUUUGAUGAGAGACCGGAGUCAAAAACCAGAAAACCAUGCAUGUUAUUGCUUGAUUCACUUCAGGAGGCAAAUCCAAGGCGGUUUGAACCAGAGAUUAGAAAAUUUGUGUUGGACAUUUUCAAAGAAGAUGGAAAAUGCAAAAACUUGAAUGUUAUUUGUAAAAUUCCUCUCAUGGUGCCUAAGGUGCCACAACAGAAAAAUGGCGACGAAUGUGGCAAAUUUGUUUUGUACUUCAUUCAUUUGUUUAUGGAGGCUGCUCCAGCAAAGUUUCGCAUCAAGGACUACCCUUACUUUAUGAAAGAGAAUUGGUUUACAGCAGAUGGUGUGUGCCAAUUCUACAAGAAAUUCGGCCGUUCUGAUGAAGUUGUCUGUCUCUAAUUUGUGCUCGACGCGUGCAUGUUCAUCCUUGGCAGGGUCAUGUUCAUCUAAUCCAUAAGAAAUUGUAUAGCAAAGGUUGCUAAUUACUGACAUAGUUUAGUGUGUUUUUAAUUGGAGUUGUAUUGAAAUGAGCAGCAUUUGUAAUUGGCUCAUCUACUAAAUUUGGAUACAGUUUCAGGACUAGAGUAAUACCCGAUGAACUGAUUGGGUUUCCCAAUUCGCAUUUGAAUAUGUAUGUAAAUGCUUUGGCUCAUAUGAUAUUACUAUAAAAGAGCCACUUUCACCGUCAAA